Molecule: messenger RNA, 372 nt
Organism: Prorocentrum cordatum
Lineage: Eukaryota; Dinophyceae; Prorocentrales; Prorocentraceae
Source: the annotation of a GenBank genome assembly
GACUACCUCGCCCUGGUGCACGGGGAGCUCGAAGGCUCCGGCGUCUGCCGGGCCAACAUCGACCGCAGCCAGUACACCAAGGGGAACACCAAGGUGCGGUGCCACGAGUCUGGCGAAUCCGCUUUGACAAUAUGGGAGGCCAUCGCGGCCUACGAGGCGGCGGGCCCCUCCAAGCAGCACUUCACGCUCGUACAUCUGCGGAUUAUCACUGGCCGAACCCACCAGAUUCGGGUCCACAUGGCCCACAUGGGCCACCCCCUGGUUUCGGACUGGACCUACGGGCGGCCGGGGAACUCGGAGUUCUGGAAGGACGAGGCCAUCUGCAAGAGAAUCUUCCUGCACAAGUUGCGCAUCUCGUUCGUCGAUAUGCAG